AUGGCAUGUCGGAUCGGCCCCCACGUGCUGCAAGUCGGGCCGAGUGAGGAUGUCAAGCUCAUGGAGCCCGCUAACGACCUUCUGGGCACUGGCAGGCUGAAGCAAAGGCUGAAGGAAGAGGGAUAUCUGUACUUACAGGAGGUUCUGCCCUUGGACUUGGUGUCAGCUGCCCGGAAGGCGGUUUUGGCCAGCCUGGAGGAUUCUGGCAUGAUCUUGGAGGGCACGGAUGGUUGUCUGAACCCAGAAACACAGGACCAAGGCGCAGUGCCUGCGGAGUUGGCACGCUGUCCUGAGAUGCUCUCCCUGGUUGAGAGCGAGUCUCUGAAAGGACUGAUGGCUGAAGCACUGGGUUGCGAUGAGUUCGAUGGCAAAGGAGUGAGAACUUUGGAUUACAAGUGGCUUCGGGCGGUGGGCUUGGGGGAGAACAGUGGCUUCCACACGGACUCGGUGUACCUCAACAAAGGAAGCCGCCAAGGAUUGACUUGCUGGAUUCCACUGGGAGAUGUCGACUUUCAGAUGGGCGGACUUUGUGUUGUAGGUGGCUCACAUUCAGCACAGUCCUAUAAGAAGGUUCGAGAGACCUACUCUCAGAUCGAUGUGGACACGGCAGGGAUCCAUGGAACUGGGUGGUUUACCGAAGAUGUUCGAGAAAUUCUGGCAUACCGAUGUCCCCUUCUGACCUCUGCAUUCCAACUGUCCGACGUCGUCAUCUUCCGUUUAGACACAAUGCACGGUUCGCUGUCAAAUCACAGCGAUCCACCCAAAGUGCGCCUGUCGUGUGACACACGCUGGUAUGCAGCAGAUGAUACCGACGGCGUAGAUCCCAGGUACAUGGGAGAGAAGCCAUGUGGCACUGCACUGUGGUGGGUGAACAGACACAACAAGGACCUGUUCCCUGUGUCCAUGGAGGAAGCAAAGUGCAAGUGGGGUGUGCGACUUCCAUGCACUUCAGCUGAUUAA
This is a messenger RNA of Symbiodinium necroappetens, 960 nucleotides long. Lineage: Eukaryota; Dinophyceae; Suessiales; Symbiodiniaceae. The record is from the annotation of a GenBank genome assembly.